Molecule: messenger RNA, 6429 nt
Organism: Leptidea sinapis
Lineage: Eukaryota; Metazoa; Arthropoda; Insecta; Lepidoptera; Pieridae
Gene: zld
Exons: 2
Coding region: 76-3228 (1050 amino acids)
Biological process (GO): regulation of DNA-templated transcription
Molecular function (GO): RNA polymerase II cis-regulatory region sequence-specific DNA binding; DNA-binding transcription factor activity, RNA polymerase II-specific
Source: RefSeq, a predicted model, not a curated record
UUCCGAUCUGGUGUGCCAUUUUUUAUUUUAUUUUCUUCGAACGAGGAGGUGUACUCCUGCGGAUUGAUGCUUUAAAUGGCUAACAGUAACGCUGUGUCGUCGACAUUGCCGUCGAGGGACUAUCAUUGUAAGGUUUGUGACCUUUAUUUAGACACUGUUGAUUCAUUGGAGGUACAUUUACAAUACCACAAAGAGAAUUUGUAUGUGAAAUGGGGAACGCAGAAUUCACAAAAUGAUUCUGAAAACAACAACGGAACAAAAAUAAAAAGUGAAACAACUGUGUCGGCUCCGGCCGAUUCAAGUGACAAUAUGAUAACGAAACCCAGUCCAGAAUUUCAACAGCGUGGUACACCGGAGACGUCCACCCAGUUUCCGCACCCAGCAACACCGCAGAGUUACCACAGCGCACCGUCGCCAUACCAGAAUCCAGAUCAGACCAACUUCUCACCUGGACCACAAUAUGGUAAUAAUUAUUCUCAUUCUGGCUUUUCACAAAAUCAACAUUCAGAGCAAAUUAACUGGGAUCAACCACAGUAUAAUCAAGAAUAUCACAAGUCAAACCGCUUUCAUCCGUAUAACAUGCAAGAUCGCGUGUCGCAAGUAUCUUCAUCAAGUCCACUGUAUGGGCAACCCUUAAACCAACCGACGCCCUCUCCAUCACCUAAUCAAUGUGACAAAUGUGGCUUCGUGUGUGACUCCGCUGUUCAGCUCAAUGAGCACUGCAACACAGCGCAUGCUAGUUCCAGUGCAACAACUACAUCCAUGCCGUUUCAACCAUUUCCUGGGAAACAAUACAACAACACAGGUUAUCAUAGCGAAAAUAUUAAGAUCAAAGAAGAACACGAAGAAUCAUCCGAUAUUUUAGAUUUAGACUCGCAAAAGGUUGUGUAUCAAGGAAAUGAAGGGGAACAACCUACUAAUCAAUACGAGGAGGCUCCAGCACAAGGAAGAGAGGUCAACACACGUACAGUUCCAAUGAUGCCGUGGGAAACACAAAAACUUUACAGUAAUCCUCAAAUCAACGGUGAGGUUUCAUUGUUUAAAGAUCAGAAAAUGUUUCAAGAACAAAAGCCAUAUCCGUCAGAUAACAAAAUAUUUCAUCCCGAACAAAAGUUUGCGUAUAAACAAGAAUUCUUACCUGUACACCAUGAUCAAAAGCAAUUCAUGCACGUUGAACAAAAAAUAUAUCCAGGUGUGCAAAUGCCACCAAUCAGUGAUUAUACGGGGCCUGUCGCGUCUGCCAAUUCUGACAUGAAGCCACCAUAUCGCCCUUAUGACUCACCAAAUGCAGCACAAAUAUCAAGUACCCAAUCUGCAAACUCCACAUCAUCAGCGUUACCAUCCAUUGGAGGCAAAGGCGCAAAUUGGAAGUCAAAUGAAGCCCGAAGACCCAAAACAUAUAAUUGCACAGCAUGCAAUAAAUGGUUUACAAGUUCUGGUCAUUUAAAAAGGCAUUACAAUACAACAUUACACAAAAAUGCCGUGAGAUCAUCUGGCCAACCCGAUCCCGCGACGAUGCCAAUAUCAAGUCAUCAUCAUCCAAGUCGAGAAACUUUACAAGCUCGUGCUGCCGCUCAGCAGCAGAGUGCCGACUCCAACACGCAGAGUCCGGUCCCGUCGGAGGAUGGCCGGAGCAUCGACGACGGUGCCUUGCAGUCGCCCUAUGCAUCACAAAGUUUCGAGCGUUCUCAUCGAGUCGUCGCCAUGCAGUCAAAAUCACCAUAUACGCAUCUACAACAGGGUAACUUAGAUAAUAAUUUCAGUAAUAAUCCUUUAGCUAAUCAUCCUUUACAGCAUCCAGUUGGUUCACAUCCGUUAAAUAUAGGUAGUCAGCCUCCGGGGAUAGGUCUCCCAGGCGAAGGUAUAGGUUCAAAGGGUUCAGCAAUUUCUUCUAGUGCGAAUCCCCCAAACGGGGAAGCAGGUCCCUCUGUUUCACAAAAUCACCAUAUGAGGGGCCUGCUAUCAGUAUCAACCAGCAAUAUUUCAACGCCAGCCCUAACCCAGAGUACACCAACCCUUACGGCACACACACUACCGCCGUUCAGUCAUUUGGGUGUCAACCCAUACAGUCCGAGGUCUACGGAACCUUUGGGGCCUUCGGUACCGGACCCCACGCACACCCCAUUAUAUUUGGGUCAGAAUUUUCAGCAGACUAUAGCACCGAGUUACCCAAACGGGAUGGCCCCCCACGUUAUGGAUAUGGCUAUCAACAAUCUGCCUAUAGCCAGUCCGGCUACUUUUGGUGAAUCCGUACCAGAAGAUGCCGAAGUGAUGAAACAAGAAACGCCAAACCAGUCUGUCCGAGGACGCUUACCGAGCUUCUCGCAGUUGCAGACACAGAGCUUCAGCGUAUAUGUUUCUAAUUAUAUCACAUCACCUAACGUGGGGGGUCAAAUCAUUGGCGACGAGUCCGCCGCCGGUUAUAUUAUUGUCGACCCUGUAAACUCACCAGUGCAAUACAACAGCAUUGAUAUAAACGGACAUAACAUUGACUACGAAUAUAGCUUUUCACCUAAAGUUGAGAAAGAUAGCUUAUCUAGUUUUGACACGGAUAAUAUUAAAGUUUACCCCUACGGCUACGCCGUCGGUGGUAAAACAAUUAAAAGAGAGGAUGACGUCAUGCGAAGCGACUUAAGUGAACUGCAAAUUUUAAAAAUAGAAGAUAUAAUGGAUUAUGCUAAUAAAGAAAAUUAUGGGGCACAAAUGAAAUCUCCUGCUAGUCCCGAGAGCGCCAAAGCGGAAAACGAGAGUCACGGGUCACCGUCUAUCACGUCCACGGUACCAAGUACUCCACUCACUGAAAGGAACCAACUUAAGAAAAGCCCUGCUGUCACAGUGCAUAAGUGUUUUGAAUGCGAUAAAUUAUUUAACAAAGCCUGCUAUCUAACACAACACAAUAAAACGUUUCACUCGGGGGCUAAGCCCUUUAAGUGCGAAUUAUGUGGUAAGCGCUUUUCAGAUAACGUUUCUUGUGAGGGUCACUUUAUAAAGCACGCCGACAAUAAGCCAUUUAAAUGCAAUGAAUGUCCGAAAUCGUUUAACCACAAAACAGAUUUGCGUCGGCACAUGUGCUUGCACUCGGGCAGUAAACCAUUCGCUUGUGAUCACUGUGGCAAGGGCUUCAUAAGGAAGGACCACAUGAUUAAACAUUUCGAAACACACAUGAAAAAGAAUUUGCGUUCAUCAUCAUCAUCCGUGGUGUCCUCAACGUCAUCAUCUUCUGCCUGAAUAUUUAUUUAUUGAAUUAUUAGUAACAUGUCGUAUCGUGCACACAUAUCAUAUUAGAUGGCAAUAUCGAGUGAAACAUUCUCUUUAAAUUCAUAUUAAACGUAUCUAAACUUAGUAGCCUGGGCGGCAAGGUUUGUUAUAGAUCUGUUAUGUCCUUAAAGAGCUGAUUUCAACGCACGCGCUUGCUCCGCCAGUUUGUUUUUUGUUGUUCAUUCAAUGUAACCUUGCGUUCGAUACAAGGUGACUUUAUAUGUCUGGUGGCCUGGGUGUCUGCCCGCUGAACGUAUAAUUACAUGACGUUAGAGUAAUAUUUCGCGAUACAUUUCGACCGAUCCAUAUCAUUUUUACAUAUUAUCAAAAGUUAUAUAGUAAUAAUUAGUUAAGUAUAAUCGACACCAGUCUUAUUGAAAUGGUAGGUCAAUCCAGUGACUGACGUAUUUUUUAAUGUUAAUUACGUAUUAUUCAUUCAUUUUAAUUUUUAAGUUUUUAAUUAAUGUAUGACUGUUGAUGUUAAUGAGAAUUUGUGUAUCUGAUUAUUACUUAUUUUUGUAAAUACAUUAUUUUUAUGACCUAGUUUGGGACAAGAAUGCCAGAAUUUAGUUAACUGUAGGCCACUAUGACUUUAUGAUAAGCUACGAACAUAAUAUUUGACAAAUACUUCAAUGUGACGGACGAGCCAUACCGUAAUAGAUAAAUAUCUUUAAUUCUAAAAAGGAAGAUACUGUGGUAGCUUAUGGUAAGCACUAAUACUGCGCUUUUCGUGGUAGUAGUUCGUUUGUGGUAGCAGAUAUGGCUGUAACCGAACCGAAAUGACGAGUUGAAGUAAAUUAUAUUGAUAUUGUGGUCUAUUUGUUGUGUUACAAAUAAAAGUAAAUUGAACCGCGUCAUAAACGUCACUGUUAGUAUCGUCGAAUAUUUCUUUGCCAUUAAUUAUAUAAACUUAUUAACUAGUAAUUAUUUUCCAUAGUAAUAAUUGUAUUAUUCGUUGUUUUACCGGUGCUUCCUAUUUUAUUUGUUGAAAUUUGUUUUAAUAUUAGGCUAGUAAACUUUGAAAAUUCUGUUCUUCACAGAAAUGGAAUAAGUAUUUAUGCCACUAUUGAGUUACCAAUGUUAUUGAACGAAUUUAGUUUAUACAUUCCUGUUUCGUUAGUUCUAGGAAAGUUAGUCUUCCUGAAUGUUGCCAAAUUAUAUCCGCCAACUAACUGUUGCGAAGCGAUGUAACCUUAAUGUUUUAACCUUUAGCCUAAUAAUAAUGAAAUUCUCUAGCAAUAAUUUAAUAUAAUAUUGUAAAUGUUUUUCUUUGUAUAGUAAUUAUUCGGCUAUUAAUGACGUAUAUGAAACUUAUGGGUCGUGAUGGAAACAAAUCAAUUUUUGUAUAUAUGCGAUAAUACAAAAUAUAUAGAACAUAUCAAAGUUUUUAAACUCAUGAACAGUUUCAAAAUAUUUAACUUUAUCAAUUCAAAGAGCUUGUAUUCAAUAGUUUUGCUGCAAUGUUUCUAUAAUUAUCUGUCUUUCGUAUUCUCUUUGUUCACAAGUUUUUUGAGUUUGAUAUGAAGUAACUUCGUAAAAUAUUUAUAAAAUAAUCUUUUGAACCUGCGCACGAGUCAGUUAAUACUUAUUUACUAAUACCGAAUACUUGUUUAUGAGUCAAUAAGUCAGAAGAAUAAGUACGACUCCAUUUUUAAUGUUUGUAUUUAAUGUUACUUAUAUUACAUAAAUAUUUUUAUACAAUGGCAAUUAUCUACCUCAUCACCUACUUUAACAUAUAUAUCUAUACAUAUAUAAUAUACCAGCAAUGAUAUAAAAUCAUAAAUGAACUUUUAUUUGACUCGAAUAAUGAAAUGAUAAUAUUAUAUUUAUUCGAUUGAUAGAAAUAUAUUAAUAUUAUGGAUAGUUUGUCAGUCAAAAUUUAUACAACCUUCCUUGGAAUAUUAAUUUUAAGACAUAUUAAUAACAGACUAUCGAAAUUGAAGUACAAAAAUAUUGUGUAUUAUCGGACAAAUAACUUAUAUAUUAUUUACUAAUAUUAAAGUUAUGCAUAAAAUAGCUAUAAUUUUAAUAUCCGCUUGAUUGGGACAAAUAUUUUCUAUUUUGAAAAUAUAUGGAAUAAUACUGCUCAUAACAAUAUUAAAUAAUAAAUUAAAGAAAAUAUUUAAAACUCGACUACCUCAAAAGAAUCAAUAGGUUUAGUGAUGGAUGGGUCCCGUACACGCCUUUGGGACGCAAAUAGCUAACUAAAUACCUCGACUUGCCUUCCUUGUCAUAGUUUAACAUAAAUUUAUAUUGUUUAUUUACAAGUGUGAAAACAAAAGGCGUGCGACGGGACUCGAUCUUGUAUUUUAAGGCAAAUAUUGUCUCCACAUACUAUUCAAAUGUCACUUGUAGUGUAGUACCUAUCUAGUACAUAAAUUGUUGUAAAUAUUAAAUCUACGAUAAAUUUUGUUAUUUAUCAUAUUCAAUUAUUAUAUUCAUCGAUAGACUUAUCUCGAUAUAAGUUGAUGUAGCGAUUACAUUUCAUAGUUCGUUAAGAUUAAAACACAGUGAAAAGUGAUUAUUUUUUUGUAUAAAUAUAAUGAUUUAUUUUAAUUAUCAGUUACCAAUGGUUUUAUGUUAAACAGUUGAGUAAAAUCGGAACAUUUAAAGAUGUUGUUUUUUUUCCAAAAAUUCCCUUCCAGAUGUUAGCAAUCGGCAAAGAGGGGAAAUAAUAUUUUUUUGUUUAUUAUUAAUUAGCUAAAUGCGAAAUUUCAGUUACUGAACGAAGACACGUGGUUUUUGUGAGCAAAACAUGACUAAAGUAAUAAAUGACUACUAUGUUCAAAUCACACGGACUUCGUUUAGGAUUAGUACUAGAUUUCUAAUAGAUUUAUUUUAGAUUUAAGUGACAGGUUUGUAUAAUAAUGGUAGCGAAUGUAAUAUGCAUAGCGUUGAUGUGUCUGUAUUGUGAACAAUAUCUGACCGGCUUAUGUUAAUUAAUGAUCACAAUAAUUUAUCUAAUAGCUGUUGUUCAUGUCACAGACAUAUCAAAUAUAUUUGCUCAGCGAUUUCUUGACCCAACCUUUCGUGAAUGCCAAUAUUUUUAUCAUUGUUUAAUGAGUUGUAAAAUAUUGACAUUGUAUUUCACGAUAAAUAUUGCAACAAUACCUGGUACAGUUACAUUUAUAAUAUGAUCUGUCAUUUAAUAUAAAUUUAAUGUGGAUUUAA